UAUAUAUAUAUAUAAAGCUCCGGCAUUUCUUCUUCGAGUGAUUAACUUGAUCGAAGAUUGAUCCUCGUGGACAAAAUGGUUACUCUGCGUCUCUUGAUGGGCGUUUUUGGGAACCUUACGUCUAUGUUCUUGUUCUUGGCUCCAUCGUUCACAGUCAAGAGGAUCAUCAAGAGCAAGAGCGUGGAGCAGUUCUCAUGUAUGCCAUACGCAAUGACCGUGCUGAACUGCCUCCUCUACACUUGGUACGGGCUCCCAUUUGUAACACAGAAUAAUCUUCUGAUAAGCACCGUCAAUGGGACGGGCGCGAUGCUCGAGUUUAUAUAUGUGUUGGUCUUCAUCAUAUAUGCACCCAAGAAGGAGAAGGCAAGGAUUUUGGGCGUCCUCGUGUUCGUGCUAUCUGUGAUCACAUCCGUUGCCCUGGUGUCCAUGUUUGGCGUGCCUGUGAAAUGCAGGAAGCUCCUAUGCGGUCUUGUUGCUGCCAUAUUCUGCAUUGUCAUGUAUGCUUCACCUUUAUCUGUCAUGAGACUGGUCAUAAAGACGAAGAGCGUGGAAUACAUGCCGUUUUGCCUAUCGCUAUUCGUAUUCCUGUCCGGUACUUCGUGGUUCAUCUAUGGCUUGCUGGGAGCUGACCCUUUUGUUUUCGUGCCUAAUGGGCUAGGGAGCGUGCUGGGGAUGAUGCAACUGGUCUUGUACGCCAUUUACCGCGAGAAAGAUAUGAAGUCCAAGAAGACCGUAGAAGAUGCAGGUUCAUCUAUGGACAUCGACCCUGAAAAUCCCAACCAGAAGAAGCAACAGGACUCAACUUAAUAUUAGCUAGGAAAAUGCAGUUGGGCUCUACCAAACUGGCUUUCGAAUUAAGCUUUUCAUAACUAAUUUUCCAUCAUAGAUGUUAGUUUUUCUAGAAGUAUUUCAAUAUGCAGCAUCAUUUUUAUUGUGCGAGUAUAACAAUUGCUGUUGUCUAUUUUAUAUUUCCAUGUGAUUUAUCAUUUUGUAU
Punica granatum (pomegranate) is the source of this 994-nucleotide messenger RNA. The record is from RefSeq and is a predicted model, not a curated record. NCBI's taxonomy places the organism in Eukaryota, Viridiplantae, Streptophyta, Magnoliopsida, Myrtales, Lythraceae.